Molecule: messenger RNA, 1224 nt
Organism: Paramecium pentaurelia
Lineage: Eukaryota; Ciliophora; Oligohymenophorea; Peniculida; Parameciidae
Source: the annotation of a GenBank genome assembly
AUGGACAAUGAUUCCGAGAUUAAUUUUGAUGAUAUCUAAGAUGAUGAUGGACUAUUAAAUAAUGAAUAAAAUGAAAAUAAACAAAAAGAAUAGACAAAUAACUAAGAGAAGGAAAAGGAUAAUCAAGGUUAACAAUAAGAAAAUUAAUAAAAUUAGAUUAAAGAUGAUGAAUAUGAAUAAUUUAGUGAUGAUGAUUAAUAAGAUUUAAAUAAAAAGAAUAAAAAAUAAAAUAAUGGGUAUUUUGAUGAUGAUGAUGAUGAAAUGGAAAAAGUGAAUUAAGGUGAUUAAAAAGAUAAAGUGUAGGAAUAAAAUAAAGUUUAGGAAUAAGUUUAAUAAUAAUAAGAUGAACACUAAACUCCACUUAAGGAAUCAGAUAAAGAUUAAAAUGAAAUUAAUGAAAAUAACACUAUUGAUAAAAGCAAUCAAAGCUAACCAAAAUAUGAACCUGACUCUCAAGAAAAAUAGGAUAAUGAAUCAUAAUUAGAUCAUUAAACCUCAGAAUUUAAAGAUGAUUAAGAUUAAAAUUAAUUGAAUGAGGAAGUUACAAAUCAAUAGGAAGAUAAAAAUUCAAUUAAUAAUGAUGAAGAAAAUUAAUCUAAAAAAAAUGAAAAUUACAUAGAAGAUUAAAGUUAAUAAGAAAAUUAAGAAUAAGUUGUAGAAAAAAAGAAAAAACCUAAUAAAAAAACAAAGUAAGAAAUUGAAAUAGAAAAAAAAGAAAGAGAGAAAAAGUAAAGAGAAGAAUUGAAAAAAUAAAUGGAAAAUGAUCUUAAAAAUUUUGAAUAAUAAAUUAAAGAAUAAUAAAUUGAAGAAGAAACAAAGAAAAUAGAAGAGAAAAAAAAAAUGCAAGAAUUUUAUACCUUAUAAAGAAAAGUAUAAUAGAAUUCUUUGUAAACAAUUAAUAAAGUUUCUAUUUUAUAACCAAUUUUACCUUAAGUUAAAGCCAAUUAUAGAAAAAGAGUAUAAAUUAGUGAAGACAUUCUAAUGAAUAAGAAAGCUUAAGAAUUAGUAUAAAAAUAUAAUUCAGAAAGACAAGGUUCAUUAGAAUAGUAUUAAUCAAACUUAUAAAAGUCAAUUGAUGAAAAAAGUGCUUUAUUUUUAACUAAAAAUUAAAAUGCAAUCAAAGAAGUAUAAAAAUAUGAGACAACUUCUAACAGAGGCAAAGAGGAUCCUAUUAAAUUAAAUAAUUAAUCAUCAAAAGGAAAUUUAAAGAAUACAAAGAAAUGA